Schistocerca nitens (vagrant locust) is the source of this 2810-nucleotide messenger RNA. Its product is annotated as tubulin epsilon chain-like. Bases 446 to 1831 code for a protein of 461 amino acids. Gene Ontology annotation, cellular component: microtubule; cytoplasm. The transcript has 10 exons. The record is from RefSeq and is a predicted model, not a curated record. Gene Ontology annotation, molecular function: GTP binding; structural constituent of cytoskeleton. Gene Ontology annotation, biological process: microtubule cytoskeleton organization; mitotic cell cycle. Lineage: Eukaryota; Metazoa; Arthropoda; Insecta; Orthoptera; Acrididae.
AUUUUCAAAGAUUGUCAAGUAUUUGUCAAUGUUUCUCCUAUCGUCAAAUUUAGUGUAACAUCCGCAAUUUGAGUGGUUUAAUGAUCGUGCAUCUCUGCUAGCAUAUAUUUUUAAAUAUUUACCCUGUUGCAUACUUAUGAAAAGAUUGAUGACAUGGCUUCGAAAUACGUCGAGUCUCUGAUAUUUUGCCACUAGUAUUAGGAAGCUUUGAACAACAACAACAACAAAGCGCGGUUAAUUGAAAUUUGAAAGUGUUGUGUGUUCCGUGUUCUGUUGACUGACUUUUGAAGGUUAUUUUCGCUGUAAUGCAUCGUAACUACUUUUGAAUUACAUCUUCGCUGUAGUACGUACGUUAUCUAAGAAUCCUGCACUAUUUACCAAUAAAGAAAUUAGUGAAAGUGUUUUCCGAAAUGAAGUGUCUGUGUUGUCAAACUUGCAGCAAGUAAUGAGCGAAUUCAUCAUCGUUCAAGUUGGCCAAUGUGGUAAUCAGAUAGGAAACGAAUUCUGGCCACUUGUUCUUCAGGAACAUGGUAUCCAUUGGAAGAAUCAGAGAAUUUCCACACAGAAGCUACAGAAAUCUAAGCAAAUGGAACUAUCAAAAGCACUCCACAGUUUCUUCUCCAUACCCAAAUCUUCAACAGAAUCCACGUACAAAACUGUGGCUGAUUUGGAGAGAGGAAACGUAAAAGCAAGGGCUUUAUGCAUUGACAUGGAAGACAGUGUCGUUGCUAAUUACAGAAAUGGGCCAUUGCGCAACAUAUUUGAUAAAGCCUGCUUACUGACAAAUUAUCCUGGCUCGGGAAAUAAUUGGGCUGAAGGAAACUUGUCUCAUGGUAGAAGAUACGCAAGCAAGAUAGAAAACUUGCUUCGGAAGUCAGCAGAAUCUUGCGAUCAGUUGCAUGGUUUCUUGCUCCUUUUCUCAGUUGGAGGUGGCACAGGCUCUGGUCUGGGAUCUUCUCUGCUGCCAUUAUUAUCAGACAUUUUUCCAGAUGUACACAGGUUGGUGACAUGUGUUUAUCCUGCUGGCAAUGAUGAUGUUAUAACAGCUCCUUAUAAUGCUGCUCUAGCCACACAACAAUUGACAGAUCAUGCCGACUGUGUCUUUCCAGUUGGAAAUAAGGCACUGAUUGAUAUAUGCAGCCGCAUGCGCAGAAGUCGAGAUGAGGAAGUGGUUCGUCGAAUUGUCAGAUCCAAACCAUUUCAGGAUAUGAAUCAUAUCAUUGUUCAUAUGCUUCUCAAUUUAACAAGUGGAGCUAGAUUUCCUGGGACUCUCAAUGUAGAUAUGGGUGACAUUCCAACUAAUAUGGUGCCAUUCCCAGGACUGCAUUAUAUUUCCAGUGCUAUUAGUCCCCUGGGGGCACUGUUGAGGAAAGAAGAACUUUUUCCUGCUGUUUGGUCAAGGGACAACCAAUUAAUUAAUGUUGAUCCUGUGUCAGGAGUUACUAUGGCAUCUCUUCUUGUUGCCAGAGGAGAUGUGUCUCUUGUUGAAAUGCGCUCAAAUAUUGACAGGUAUCAGAAGAAGAUUAAAGUUGCCCCAUGGAGUGAGGAUGCAAUUAAAACUGGUCUUUGUUCUGUCCCUCCAGCUUAUUGCCCUUCAUCAGUUUUGGGACUUUAUAACACAUCAUCAAUGACUGAUCUUUUUGAGAAUGUAUUAACACAGUUUAAAAAACUCUAUAGCCGAAAGGCUCAUACACAUCAUUACCUUCAAGUUGAUGGGUUUGAUGAGUCAUAUUUUCUCUCAAGUAUGGAAAGUCUCCAAACUUCAGCUGCAGACUACAAAAAGAUAUUGCACCAGGAUGUUGUGAAAAUACCUAGAAUACAAGUUGUGUGAUCUGUGCUGUAGUGAGAUUGUGUUUGUAAUGCAAACAAAUAAAUUUUUACUAAAUGCUGAGAUAAAAGACGGUUGCAAACAUGUAAAUAUUGCGUAUUUUUAUGCCUGACAGCACUCUGAUUAUUUGACUUUGGUGUUUUAUUAAAUAAUCAUGGUACUGUGAACAGUCAGCAUUGGAAUGUUGAAUUUUGUAAAUUCCACUGUAAUGGAAGGUGAAAGUUGCUUAACAAGUAUACAGUCCUACUAUUAUAAUAUUCUGUUCCCUUUUUUAAUGAUUUUUAUCACUCACUUUAUUUAAAUUUCUCUUGUGAACACACUCCUGUGCAAAUUUGCAUACAUUUUGAAACACAACAAUCAGAGUUAACAUUUAAAUUUUUUUGUGAGCAGACAGGCUGUGUUACUUGUCAGCUAAUGUUGGCAGAUAGAAGUGUAAUUAGCAGCAUUCAGAACAAUUCUCUUUAUGUGAACUGACAGAAAUUUAUCUAAGGCUGUUGCCUAACUUUACUGUACCUUUAUAUCAUACUAAAAUACUUUAUACUGAAUAGAAACCAUAGGAUGAGUAAACAUAACUAUCCAGUGUGUAGUGUUUACUUUGAGCGAUAGAUAAAGGUGUAAACAAGUAUUUAAAGGUGGUUGCUCAGUUUACAAACUGUUGUCCUCAUUUAGAGUCCAUAAAUGCAUAUUUACACAAAUUUAUUUAUUUAUUUAUUUAUUCAUCUGUGGAACAAUAAAUAUUGUAUGGAUGUCGGCAGUUUACAACACAUGAGCACACAUUUACAUUUAAAAUGAAACAGGUUUAUCAUAUUUUGUGUAGUUUUUAUAACUAGUCAUACACACAUUUAUAAUUACAUAAUAUUUUGGUGAUAAUGUCAUAUGUUGCUAAUAAUCUACAUCUAUGUUAAAUAUUCUUUUACAGUAUAACAACUUUUACUUACUAAGAAGGUUUUAAGCUUUUGUCUGAAAGUGAGGGGCUCAUUUA